AUGCGUCUUCCUUACGUCUUGUUGAUGCUCGCGACGUCUGCUCUGGUUACCUGCGAGGCCUUGUCGCUGACAAUCGACUCCACCCAGAUCUCCGAAGCUGCAUCACCUGCCAGCUCAAGCCAGAGACUUCUGAGGGCUCGACACGCCACCCGGGAAAACGAUUCUGAAGACGAAGAAAGAGCUCUAUCUACGAGGGAAAUGAAGAAAAUGAAGAAGAAGCUGACGACUAAGGAGGACUUCGCUGCAACACUGGGUAUUGCUGACAAGAUCAGCGAUAAUUUGAACGGUGGCGCUUUGAUGCGAUUCAUGCAAACCACCGAGUAUCAAAAAGAUCGCGCUUACAUGGACUUCUUGAACGACAUGGCUAAGAAGCCGAAGUAUGCGGAUCUGGUGCGGCAGAUCAAGGGACAUUAA
This is a messenger RNA of Phytophthora infestans T30-4, 414 nucleotides long. Its product is annotated as secreted RxLR effector peptide protein, putative. The transcript has a single exon. The coding region runs from base 1 to 414 and encodes 137 amino acids. NCBI's taxonomy places the organism in Eukaryota, Oomycota, Peronosporomycetes, Peronosporales, Peronosporaceae. The record is from RefSeq and is a predicted model, not a curated record.